Leptidea sinapis is the source of this 479-nucleotide messenger RNA. It is a transcript of the gene CPR129, whose product is annotated as cuticle protein 19-like. Bases 34 to 447 code for a protein of 137 amino acids. The transcript is spliced from 5 exons. Gene Ontology annotation, cellular component: extracellular matrix. The record is from RefSeq and is a predicted model, not a curated record. Lineage: Eukaryota; Metazoa; Arthropoda; Insecta; Lepidoptera; Pieridae.
UGUGUACUAAGAGUGUGUUUGUUUAAUGAUAUCAUGUUGUUCUUUAUUAUAAUUUCGUUGUGCGCCUGCGCAAUAGCUGCUGUGCCCAUUCAAUACAGCACUCUAUAUCAUGCUCCGGUCGCUCUUCACACCUCCAUUGCUGUGCCUGUGGCCGUAGAACCUGUUUCAUAUCCUCGAUACGCUUUUAACUAUGGUGUUAAAGAUCCUCACACUGGAGACAUCAAAUCACAGCAAGAGGAAAGAGAUGGAGACGUUGUUAGAGGGAGCUAUUCACUAGUAGAACCCGACGGUUCCACCCGGACUGUGUCGUAUUCAGCCGACGAUCACAAUGGUUUCAACGCGGUGGUGCACAAAACUGGACACUCCGUUCAUCCGGUUCCUGUGGCGCCAGUGACACACUACGCUGUCGCGCCAGCUAUUGCUGUGUCAUCCUACGCAAUACAUUAGACUAUUCCAAAUUCAGAUUAAAUAUAAAAUUA